CUGUUUUACGACAUAGCUCUACCGCUCAAAAAACUGUAUUUCAUGAUCUCAGUACGCUGAGAUAUAUCUCAUGCUGUUGUUUGCCUCAGAAUACAUAUGGUUAGAAAAGUUCAUCGAAUUUUGUAGGCGAUUUUGCUUGAGGGAAAAAGUACAAACUUAAAAACGACUAUUUUUCUCAUUUUGCAUUAUGGAUGGAGUUUCUCUGGCGGAGUCAUUGCUGUACAGGGAUAUCGAAGAGGCACAAAGAUCAAUUAGAAGCGAAUGUGGUAUGGAAAUCACAAGCAGACCGUCACAAAAGCAAUUGCACAGUGACCAUGAUGAUCAAAAUCAAUUCACCUCACUAAUCAAGAACUUUACACUGCAACCAGUUCAUUGCAAAGAAUUAUGGAAUGAAAACAAUAAGCAUCCAAGUAAUAAGUGUAUACGUCGAUUUCAAAAGUUUCAAGAUCAACUUGAAAAGUAUUUAAAAGAAGGCAUAAAAAUUGAAUCCAUUUUGGUAAAUAAUCUUGACAAAACUUCACACUGUAUCAUGAAAGAAAGUCAUUUUCAGUGUUGUCAAGACUUUACAAAUGUACAAACUUGUAUUAAUUCUUUAUACUCUACAACACUUUAUGUCAUACAACUUUUAAAAAGUAUACAAGAUGUUUAUUCAAUUCAAAUUCCUGUUUACAUAUAUUCAACAAUUCAACGUCCUUUAAAUUUGAUUCGAGCUUUUCAAAAUGAUGAAGGAAAUUUGUUAAAAGUGAAACAUCAAGAUGCAUUGGUUCUGGAAUCCAUUUUUGUUAAAACAUUCAAUCUUUUUAAUACUAAUCCCCCUACUGAUGUUAAGAUAACAUUUGAAUUGCUGGUAGAUACUGAAGCCUCUGUCGUUUUUAGAUUCGCAGAACCUAAAGUAUAUGCUCUGCUACAACAGCUCUCAGAAGCGUUCAUCGAAAACCUGUCAAAAGUUGACUUAAGUUUUGAGGUGGUUUCCAACUCGUGCAAAUCAAAUAAUCUAUUCACACUAGUCAGCAGUAUUAAAUCUUGUGAUGAAACGAAUCUGAUUUUAAAGCAACUUAAAGAAGCUUAUUUAUCUAAUCAUUAUUGUAUCAAUGAUGCUAAUCGCCAAAUCAAAUUCUGCUUAUAUUCACACGAUCCCCGUUUGAGAGAUUCAAAUUUAGAGGUAUAUGAAAUGUUAACAAAUGUAGAACCGGAUAUACUUGCCUAUAAUGACAAUGAUUGUACUACAAAAGUGGACGAACAGAGUGUAGAACAAUUCUAUAGUGGCAAAAUACUAAAUAAUACUAUGACUAAGAGUAAUAGCAGUGGACUAACCUAUUGUGAUAAUACUAGCAAUAAUAUAUCUGAUAAUUCAACUACAAACAAUUCAUCACAGGAAUAUCAUCAUAAACACCUGUCACACUAUGCUGGUGAUUACAUUCUAUUAGUUGACUCUGUGUGUUUAAAAGAACGACUAGGUUGUCCGUAUGGAAUCAAUCUGUCUACUGGUGAAUCUGGUCUGUUCAAUCUAUCAGCUGGUAGACGUGUACCACAGAGUCAAACAUGGACAUUACACUGUUCUGUCCCUGUAAAAUUAUCGUCACCAAUGGAAUCAUCUGUUGGACGCAUUUGCACAGAUGAAAAUAUCAGUGAAGGGUUCAGAAAGCAAACAAGUCAAAAUUCCAGUCUUAUCGCGGUAAACUUAAAUUCAUCAUGUCGUAUGCCGCCGCCACUACUGCGGCCGACAUUGUCCUCGUCAUCAUCAUCAACAUCAUCGUCAUCUUCAGUGUCACCGUCAUUACCGCAGUCGAUGUUAUGGAAACAUUCUUCUCGGUCUUCUCACUCAUCUUCAUCUGAAUCGACUAGUGAUGAUCGUGAAAGGAAUAAUAAUAAUGAUAAUGUUAAUAAUAAUAAUAAUUCUACUGAACGAACUGUUACUACUGCUGUAACCAGUUACUACAGUACAACAACAACAACGGCGUCAACACCAGCAACGACAACAAGCCAAGCGAAUGUAUACCUUAAAUGUGGUGGUGGUGCAACAACAAGUUGUUCUGAGGAAUUUCAACUGAAGUUAAUAACCAGUCAUAACAAUAAUAAUUAUAAUGAGAACUUGGAUAGUGCUAAUGUUGUUGACAAUGGCAAUAAAAGUGGUAGUGGUCGGCAUAAAAUGACAAAUACUAACAAUAGUAGUACUACUGCGAAACGUCAUAAUCAUGCUAAAGGAAGGCAAAUGUAUGUUAUGCGACACGCUGAACGUGUAGACAUGAGUUUUGGUCAUGCAUGGGUUACUCAGUGUUUUGAUCAUAAAGGAGUGUAUCGUAGAUUCAACUUAAAUCUCCCACCAUGGUUACCGACCAGAUCAGACUGUUUAGAGUAUAUUUUGGACUCACCAAUUACUCAGGUUGGAUUAUUUGUAUCAGCUGAAACUGGUCGAGCGCUGGCAGACGCUGGAGUUCAAUUUACUGCGUGUUAUUGUUCACCAGCUUUUCGAUGUGUUCAAACUGCCUGUGAAUUAUUACGAGCAAUGGGUCGUUUUGAUCUACCUGUUCGUAUAGAACCACAUUUAUUUGAAUGGUACGGUUGGUAUGCUGGUAAUCGUUUACCGAAAAUGAUGACUCCUCAUCAACUGAAACAAGCUGGUUAUAAUGUGGAUAUAAAUUAUAAACCAUUAAGUGUAUGCAGUGAUAAAGAUUUCAAUGAAUCUAUACAAGGCUAUUGUGAUCGUACUGCUCUAUUAAUUAAGCGUAUAUUAAAUAUUCAUAAAUCUAAAGAUACCUGUUUGUUGAUUGUUGGUCAUGCUUGUUCACUGGACACCUGUACACGUCACUUGGUGAAUCAUGGCUUUCGACAUCAUCAUCAUAUCUCUUCAGAUGAAUUCCAACAUCGUACAUCAAUUGUACCGUAUUGUGGUUUACUAUUGGCUGAAGAGAAUCGUCGAUGGAAUCUUGUUGAAGCGCCGAUACCCAAUGCUUGUUCAUAUUCGCGAAAUUGUGAUUAUGAUUGGAGAGAGUUGCUUGGAUCAACACUGUGUAAUUUUAAGAUUAAAUGAAGAGAUUUGUAGACUGAAUAAUAGGGGAAGUGAACUGAAAUUGAUGUUGACUGCAUAAUUGGAUGGGUGUUGGUCUUCUUCGUUGUGGUGGUUGGGGUGGGAAUUGACUAUGUAGUAUUACUACUCGCGCUAGUCUUAUUACUAUUUUUUGUUUUGUUGUUAAUUUGCAUUUAUAUGCAUACGUAUAUGCAUGUGUAUGUGUAUAUUUUCGAUUGAUUUUGUCAAGACACCAGAGAAAAGACGCAAAAAAUGUACAGUAUUUCAGUAAGCCGGUCAGUCAGUCAGUGACUCACUGACUGGUAUUUUCCUCCAUAUUCACACUAUUUAUAUUAUUAUUGCUAUUAUUAUUAUUAUAAUUAUUAUCGUCGGUAUAUUAUAUCACUCUUCACCACAUAUCCUACAGGGGCGCCUUCAUCAGAGUUGUUUUUGAAGAAAUCUAUCUCUAUAUAUACAGUAUGCUACCUUAAUCAGGUACUUGGUUUUCUUGUUUUGUUUGUUUCGCGUUUCUUUCCACUGGUUGCAAGCAAAUUCGUUACACAUAACACUGUUGUUGGAGAUCGUUGACUAGGACUUCUGAGCAGCCAUGAAAUCAUUUGUUACUAUUAUUAUUGUUAUUGUUAUUAUUAUUAUUAUUAUCGUAACAGAAGAGGGGUGCAGUGCAGUGGAGUGUGUAUUCAAUUUAAUUUAAUUGAAUUAUGUAAAUAUAUAGAUGUUGUUUAUUUUA
Molecule: messenger RNA, 3755 nt
Organism: Trichobilharzia szidati
Lineage: Eukaryota; Metazoa; Platyhelminthes; Trematoda; Strigeidida; Schistosomatidae
Source: the annotation of a GenBank genome assembly